AUGGCUGUACGACCAGGAGAGGAGAAUGUUGCGACACUCUUCGCAGACAUUCAUUACUUCUAUGGCCCCGAUACUGUGAAACCCAGACAUCACAGGUUUGACAAGGGCUCGUAUGUCUAUCUUUUUGAAAACGCCAACGAGCGCCGGUGCCGCAUCGAAAUUGCCAACCAGCCAGGUACUGAGGAUCAGGAUGCUUUCGAAGGAUACCUCGAUCAGACACACGUCCGAUACUCCUACAAGCAACAAUGCAACGUGACUCUGACCGGACCUGAAGCUGUCGCGGACCAAAACGAAUGGCACCUACCAACUUUUGAUCCUCAGAAUCAAAACAAGUACCACUAUAAGCUUCACUCUCUUGACAUCUACUUCUGGACCCAGACAGAUGCGCUCCAGUUUGUCAAUGGCGUAAGAAGAGUUGCUCCGCCUUCACAUGUUGAAGUCCUGGAUGAGCCUGGCCCGCCCCCUCAACCUGCGCCUAUGAGCUCUGUGGUUCAGCAGUUGGAGAACGUUGCCAUCUCAGACCCUCAAUAUGGUUCAGCCAACGCUCCGAGCUUUGCGCCUCCUCCCAACGUCCCCGCCCCGCCUCCAGCCCCGCCCUCCGAGGCACCGGCCAGCUUUGCUCCGAUGGCUUAUAACCCGGCCGCUCCAGCAGCUCCGGAGACGAUCCAGCACCGGGAAAAGACGCCGCCUCCGGACGAGGAUCCCCUCAACCCGUUGGCUGUUGCUGUUGCGUAUGACUACCACAAGCAGCCUUUCACGCCGGGCAUGCCUCCGCCAUCGCAAUUCCCUCUGGGAGGUGUGACAAGUCCCGGACUACCUCCACCUCAAUUCGGUCAGCAUCCUGGAUUGCAAAGAGCUGUUACAAUGCCUGCUCAAGCAUUGGGAAGUCCAUAUGGUGCAACAUUCCCAGGUUCACCUGGAUUUGUAUCUCCCCCGCCUCCUCCACAAACUCAACCUCCGGCCCAGACUCAACCUCACUCGCAACCAACACCGCCAGCUUCCAACCCGGGUCUUCCUCCACCACCUCCUGGAGGCUUCACGCAGUACAACUAUACACACCAAGAGCAGCAGGCGCCAACCCAGCCAGGUGCAGAAUAUUCAAUCCACCAGCAGGUUUACCGCCCAACGCAGACAGAAUUGGCCAAUUCCGAGAUCUACUCAUUUGCGCCUAAGACAAAGGAGCCAAGAGGUAAACUUGAGGAGAAUGCGGGACGAUUGGAGCGUGGCGUGACGGGCAUGCUGAAGAAGUUUGAGAAGAAGUUUGGAUAA
Molecule: messenger RNA, 1269 nt
Organism: Fusarium mangiferae
Lineage: Eukaryota; Fungi; Ascomycota; Sordariomycetes; Hypocreales; Nectriaceae
Exons: 3
Coding region: 1-1269 (422 amino acids)
Source: RefSeq, a predicted model, not a curated record